AUGAGAACACCCACAUCACCGUCUUCAUCAAAGUUCCCUGGCUUCGAUCCCCACGAGAAACCAGACCGAUACAAGUUCAAGCCUAAAAGGCAAGGCGUUAUUGGCAGGAUGAAGGAAUCUUGGAUGUCACAGUCCCAGCGGACGAGGUGGAUUAAGACUGCCGCCAUCGUCUUUGCGAUCGUUACCCUCUUUUACUUUAUCUCCCCCAAGGGUGUCGAAGUGUAUCAUGAAGUUACCCAGCCCGCCCAAGGUAGCAACAAUGGUGAACCUGCCCCGAUUUCUUCUCCUACUAGCUCUCGAUGCACAACACCCUACAAGGGCAAGCCUCUUGUCCAGUAUGUUCUCAUGAUCGAUGCCGGCAGCACUGGCUCUCGAAUCCACGUCUACAAGUUCAACAACUGCGGUCCUACACCCGAGCUCGAGGGCGAGGAGUUCAAGAUGACAGAUGUUCCCGUUGGCGGUCUGAGCAAGUACAAGGGUGACCCCGUCGCUGCUGCUAAGACUCUCGAUCCUCUCCUGAAGGUUGCCAUGGACACUGUUCCCGAUAAGCUCAAGGGCUGUACUCCCGUUGCUGUUAAGGCUACUGCUGGUCUUCGAAUGAUCGGAGCCGAAGCUGCCGGUGCUAUUCUCGACGAAGUCCGACGACACCUCGAGCAAGAUUAUCCUUUCCCUGUUGUCGACAAGGAGAACGAGGGCGUCGUUAUCAUGGACGGCUCUCUGGAGGGUGUCUUUGCUUGGAUCACUACAAACUACCUUCUUGGAAAGAUUGGCGGUCCCGAUAAGAGCGAGACUGCCGCUAUCUUUGAUCUCGGUGGUGGAUCUACUCAGAUUGUUUUCGAGCCUACUUUCAAGGGUGCCGCUGAUGGUGGUAUGCCCGAGAAGCUUGCUGAGGGCGAUCACAAGUAUAACCUCGACUUUGGUGGUCGUCACUUUGAGCUUUACCAGCACUCUCACUUGGGUUACGGUCUGAUGGCUGCCCGCGAGGCCAUUCACGCCACUUUGAUCAAGGACCUCGUCGCUUCCAAGGAGGGUGAUAAGAGCUGGUUGAAGGAACCUGUCGUUAACCCUUGCAUUGCCCCCGGAAUGAGCAAGGCUGUCAACGUCACCGUCGAGGGUGACCAGACCCCGACUCUUGUUACUUUCAAGGGACCCACAGAGCCCGCUCCCGCUCAGUGCCGCAACCUGGCUGAGAAGAUCCUCAAGAAGGAUGAGAAGUGCGCUCUUGCCCCUUGCUCUUUCAACGGUAUUCAUCAGCCUCUACUGUCCAAGACUUUCAGCAAGGAGGAUGUCUACAUCUUCUCUUUCUUCUUCGACCGCACUAAGCCCCUUGGCAUGCCCGACUCCUUCACCCUCCGUGAGAUGCACGAUCUCUCCCAGACUGUUUGCAAGGGCAAGAAUGCCUGGGAUGUUUUCACUGCUGUCCCUGAUGCGAUCAAGGAGCUCGAAGACCGACCUGACUGGUGCCUGGACCUCAACUUCAUGAUGGCCCUUCUCCACACUGGUUAUGAUAUGCCUAUUGACCGUGAAGUCAAGAUUGCAAAGAAGAUUAAGGGUAACGAGCUUGGCUGGUGCCUUGGUGCUAGUUUGCCUCUUCUUGCAAGCGGUUCUGGCUGGUCUUGCAAGGUCAACCAGAUUGCUUAA
Fusarium coffeatum is the source of this 1641-nucleotide messenger RNA. RefSeq lists its product as uncharacterized. Lineage: Eukaryota; Fungi; Ascomycota; Sordariomycetes; Hypocreales; Nectriaceae. The coding region runs from base 1 to 1641 and encodes 546 amino acids. The record is from RefSeq and is a predicted model, not a curated record. The transcript is spliced from 3 exons. Gene Ontology annotation, biological process: nucleoside diphosphate catabolic process; protein N-linked glycosylation. Gene Ontology annotation, cellular component: membrane; Golgi apparatus. Gene Ontology annotation, molecular function: UDP phosphatase activity; GDP phosphatase activity.